CAGAUAAUAAGAUCAUUUUUCUUAUCGUUCAAUAUGGGUAAGAUAAAUGGAUAUAGUAAAAAAUAACUUGUGUUGCUUUAUCAUUGUUUUUUUGACGAAUUUUCUUAUAUUUUUUGUUCCUAAUACAAACAAUUGAAUGUCAGUUAUUAUUAGUAUAGAAUAAGUCUUUUUUUCUUAUUUAGAACUCGACAACAAGAUUUCUAUGAUCAAUAUUCAUCAUCAUACAAUGAUUCACAUUAUUGGCAUGGAAAUAAUUCAAAUUCAUAUGAUUUUUAUGGUUCAACAUCGGUGAAAAUUCCUCAAUUUCAACAUCCAUCUCAUAUACUUUUACAACACAAUGGUUUUACUCAACAAGUUUAUCUUAAAUAUAGACAAGAAUGUCUUGGUGGUCAAUUGUAUGGUUUAGAAAAAUUCUGGGUAUUUUUAAAAUAUUCUCGACAAAAACCAAAAAUUAAUUCAAAACUUGAAGAAAUUUUAAAAUACUAUAAAAAUCGUGAAGACUUUCGUGUUGAUGGUGCAUCAUUUCCACGACAAUUUUUUCCAACAAAAUCAAGAAUUAUAACUGUUCCAGCACCCGAAGCAAUUACUGCUGCAGCAGCAAAGAACAGUGAAACAUCAAAUUCAUUAAAAAUCAGUGGUGAACAUUUUCC
Rotaria sordida is the source of this 650-nucleotide messenger RNA. The record is from the annotation of a GenBank genome assembly. NCBI's taxonomy places the organism in Eukaryota, Metazoa, Rotifera, Eurotatoria, Philodinida, Philodinidae.